Molecule: messenger RNA, 1284 nt
Organism: Cyprinodon variegatus (sheepshead minnow)
Lineage: Eukaryota; Metazoa; Chordata; Actinopteri; Cyprinodontiformes; Cyprinodontidae
Gene: erlec1
Product: endoplasmic reticulum lectin 1
Exons: 12
Biological process (GO): retrograde protein transport, ER to cytosol; endoplasmic reticulum unfolded protein response
Cellular component (GO): endoplasmic reticulum lumen
Source: RefSeq, a predicted model, not a curated record
UCACCCUUUGGGUCUCAGGAUGAUGAUAAGGGGUACGGCGGUCCCAGUCCGGGUGACCUUCUUGAGCCGCUGUUCAAACGAAGCAGCUGCUCCUACAGGAUUGAGUCUUACUGGACAUAUGAAGUGUGCCAUGGGAAGCAUGUCAGGCAAUAUCAUGAAGAGAAGGAGACUGGGCAGAAGAUCAAUGUUCAAGAGUAUUACCUGGGGAAUAUGGCACAGAGGAGUCAGUCUUCUGAUACAGAUCAAGUUGAGGAGAAAGAAAACGCCAAAACAACUCAACAAAGAGAAGUUCCCACCAAAAACAUUGAAGGUCAGCUGACUCCAUACUAUGCUGUGGAAAUGGGAAACGGGACUCCUUGUACGCUGAAGCGGAACCAGCCACGCUCCACUGCCGUGUUGUAUGUCUGUCAUCCCGAAGCCAAGCAUGAGAUCCUUUCCAUCGCCGAGGUCACCACCUGUGAAUAUGAGGUUGUGGUGUUGACGCCUCUGCUGUGUGCUCACCCAAAGUACAGGUUCAAAUCCUCCCCGGUGAAUGCCAUCUUCUGCCAGGCUCUGGAGGGCUCCCCCCUGCGGCCUCAGCGGCUUAUUCAGUUAGACAAAGAGCAGGAGGAGCUACUUAGACCACCAUUCAGCACUAAUGCCGACACCAGAGAAGAGGACGUAUCACCAGUCAGAGAGGAAGCUUUCACCUCCACUCACAAACCCAUGAAUGUGGGAGGGCAGGUACAGGUCACGGUUGGCACCACUCAUAUCUCGCGUUUGACAGACGAGCAGCUGAUCAAGGAGUUCCUCAGCGGCUCGUAUUGUCUGCAAGGGGGUGUAGGCUGGUGGAAAUAUGAGUUCUGUUAUGGAAAACAUGUCCACCAGUACCAUGAGGACAAAGAGCAAGGGAAGAACAUUGUAGUGGUGGGGAACUGGAAUGCAGAGGAGCACAUUGAGUGGGCGAAGAAGAACGUAGCCAGAUCCUAUCAGCUUAAAGAAGACGGAGCACAGAAAGUAAAGGUCGUAUCCCACUUUUAUGGACAUGGGGAUUUAUGCGAUUUGACAGGAAAACCCAGACAGGUCAUUGUAAAGCUCAAAUGUAAGGAAUCGGAGUCUCCCCAUGCUGUCACCGUCUACAUGAUGGAACCUCAGACCUGCCAAUAUAUACUUGGGGUCGAGUCGCCGGUCAUUUGCAGAAUUCUUGACACCGCUGAUGAACAGGGGCUUCUGUCAAUCCCUAGUUAAGAUGAAAAGAUCCUGUGAUGAUCCAGCAGUGAUGCAUGAAGGAUGAGAGGACACUUG